CGCGUCAGUCUGACAGACCUAGACGGGGUGCUAUUGUAUAACUCGGGCCUUCGGUCUUUUUAACUCAAGGCUUCCAGGAGGACCGGCUGCUUUCUGUCUAUUUCUCCCCUAUUUUCUUCCCCUCUCCCCGCGGAGGUAGAGCCGGAGCAGCAGCGGGGCUCGGUGUUGCAUCGGCCGCUGGCGGAGGACCUGCACAUGUCGGCGCGGUGAGGGAGCGUUGGUUUCCCCGCCCUGAUACAGGAGGAGGAGGUUGUGUGGAAGAGGUUUGAACCGCAACAUUAUCCACCUCUGUGAGACAAAAAUAAAUAAAACACACAGCAGGUGCGGCCGCUGUAACGGUCGAAAGAGGAUCCGUUGAAACGAGCGAGAAGGACAACAGUGAUGCGGCAGCCGAGGUGGGCCCAGAUUGAUGAUUUUAUGAUAUCAUCAUCCACCGCCAGGACCGAUCACUGAUUGUAUUGAUAAGGAGCAUCAUCGAGGAGAUUCAGCUAUAAACUGACCCGGGGUCCGUUUGUUUGUUUUUGAUCCGGAUAAACAGGCAAGGUGCUUGAUACAGUGAUUUCUCAACAACAGGAGCUCAGUUAAAGAAAUACAUAUCCGAAUUUAGGCCCAUGACUUAGUCUGUGUGUGUGACGCCAAUACAGCAGCAGAGAGGCGUGUGUGUGUGAGGGGAGGCGCGCCUGUCUGAGCAUCAUCUGGUAGCUGCACGGGCUACUCCUCCACGGGGAUGAUACACAAGCGAUUUUACAUCUGUGUGUGAAAAACCGAAGAAUCAGGGAUGAUGCUGCUGCCGUUUCCGGUGCGGCUCUGAUAGAGACAGCGAGGCGCACAGCACGGGACUGGACAUCCAGAAAAUCUCUCUCCUCACCUCUCCUCCGCCUCUGCACCUUCUCCCCCCUUUAUCUCUCCCCCCCUCCUCUCCUCCUCCUUCCUUGAGCUUUUAUCAUUCUGAUCAAUUGAUUAUCCAUCUGUGAUUCAGAUAGCCACCCACUCCUCACUUCUUUCACCCUUUCUCAAGCGUCCCCCUUUACGCACACACACCAAGGCGCACAGGCCGCCGUCUACAGCCAUCAUGGAGACGACCAAGCUGCCUCCUUCCAGCCCGUCCUCUCCGACCACCAGCUUCUCGGUGCCGUCCGCGGAGAAGGUGGAUGGUUUCCCGCGGAGGUCGAUGCGCAGAGCCCGGCAGAGGAGGUCCCACAGCUCCUCCCAGUUCCGGUACCAGAGCUCCCAGGUGGAGCUCACCCCGCUGCCCCUGCUCAAAGACGCCCCGGUGGCAGAGUUACAUGACCUGUUCUGUAAGAAGCUGCAGCAGUGCUGCGUGCUGUUUGAUUUCCUGGACUGCGUGGCCGACCUGAAGGGGAAGGAGAUCAAACGUGCGGCGCUCAACGAGCUGGUGGAGAGCGUGGCCACGAGCAGAGGAGUUCUCAUAGAGCCUCUGUACCCCGAGGCCAUAAAGAUGAUCUCAGUAAAUAUCUUCCGGACCCUCCCGCCCAGCGAGAACCCAGAGUUUGACCCUGAGGAAGAUGAACCAACACUCGAAGCCUCCUGGCCGCAUCUGCAGCUGGUGUACGAGUUCUUUCUGCGUUUCCUGGAGAGUCCGGACUUCCAGCCCUCCAUGGCCAAGCGCUACGUCGACCAGAAGUUUGUCCUGCAGCUGCUGGAGCUGUUUGACAGCGAGGACCCCAGGGAGAGGGAGUACCUAAAGACCAUCCUGCACCGUGUCUAUGGAAAAUUACUGGGACUCCGAGCGUACAUCCGCAAACAGAUCAACAACAUCUUCCUCAGGUUCAUAUAUGAAACUGAGCACUUCAACGGAGUCGCGGAGCUUCUGGAAAUCCUCGGCAGCAUCAUAAACGGCUUCGCCCUGCCCCUGAAGGCCGAACACAAGCAGUUCCUGGUCCGGGUUCUCAUCCCGCUACACACGGCAAAGUCCCUUUCCAUCUUCCACGCACAGCUGGCCUACUGUGUGGUGCAGUUUAUGGAGAAAGAUGCUACAGUGACUGAAUACAUCAUCAGAGGGCUGCUCAAGUACUGGCCAAAAACGUGCACGCAGAAAGAGGUGAUGUUCCUGGGGGAGAUUGAGGAGAUCCUGGAUGUAAUCGAGCCCUCUCAGUUCAUCCGGGUCCAGGAGCCGCUCUUCAGGCAGAUCGCCGCCUGCAUCUCCAGCCCUCACUUCCAGGUAGCGGAGCGGGCUCUUUACUUCUGGAACAACGAGUACAUCCUCAGUCUGAUCGAGGAGAACUGUCAAGUCAUCCUGCCGCUGGUGUUCGCCACGCUGUACAGAGUCUCCAAGGAGCACUGGAACCAGACCAUCGUGUCUCUGAUCUACAACGUGCUGAAGACCUUCAUGGAGAUGAACAGCAAGUUGUUUGAUGACCUCACUGCCUCCUACAAAGUGGAGAAACAGAAAGAGAUGAAGAGGGAGCGGGAGCGUGCCGAUCUCUGGCGGGGUCUGGAGGAGCACCAGGACCGCCGGAUGCAGAUGCUCACAGAGGCCGCCAGGAACCAGCGAAACCUCCAGGAGCGAGGCGAGAGAGGGGACCCGCCGAGCCCCUCGUCCCCGCAGACGGCUCACUCCGACCAGCCCGAGCCCAAGCCCAGCGGGGCCUCCUCUUCCUCUGGAGCCGGGGAGAGCGCCACCUAGGUGCUGCUCCACGGAGAAUGGAUAGCACGGGGUUAGGGGACAGGGAGACGACACAAGGUUGAUGGUGAAAAGUGUUGGGAGAGAAAAGGUACAAAACAAAUCCACAGCUCUUUUUAUCUUGUAUCAUGGAGGGCGUGGCUUUUUGUGAAAAAGCGCACAAGCUCAGUGAUCCGAGGUAAAGGCUGCACCUUUCUUUUCUGACAGAGUUGUGUGAAAGUGGUUCACUUUUUGCUGUACACACAUCAUGUCGCAGAUCAGAAGAUGAAUAUUGCCCAAAAGUGCAGACUGUCAUUUUAAUCAGCGGCUGGUUCCUAACUGCAGGUCAGUAUCCAAACAUUGGUAGCUGGCCUGCUUAAAAUCAGCCUCAAAAUAAGAGAUGAAAUUUCUCUUUUGGUGCAACACUUACCAAGUUUAACGUGUCUAACUUGUCUUGAUAUUUAACCAACCGAGUCUGUACUGUGGCCGCGUAUUUAUCUUUUGCUCAGAGAUGCUUAUUUCAUGCGUGGACAGCACAAUACAUCAAUAAAACAAAGGAAGCAAUUUCACACAAAUGUCCCGAAACUGUUGCUGCACAGACCAGAAACACACAGAAACACACACAUAGUCGCAGGUACAUAUUUACUGUAAAUAUGAGUAGACAGAGCAGAGAGAAAAUGUAUCAAACAAAAAAAAUGCAUCAAAUUAUUUCAUCCCGUUUUUGUUCCACACACCCCCAAACAAACACACACACACACACACAUACACACACAGCUGGUUCUGCCGGGUUGGUCGGACCUAAAGUCUCUGAUGAAGAUGAUGAUGAUGAUAUAAAGUACAAUACUGUUCCUUCUUCUUACUUGUUACUCUACUACUACUACUCUACUCUAAGUACUACUGAUGAUGAUGAUGAUGAUGAUGAUGAUAAUGUUUUUAUAUAUAUACAUAUGUCUCUGGAUAUUUCUGUAGUGUAUUAUGGGAGAAACACUAGUGUAGCAGAUACCAUAGAGGGGAAGGCCGGCUGGAAUUCUGGGUUCACACGUUGGCUGUACGCGGCCAUCAUGGUGAGUGCUGGAAUUCAGCCGAGUUCCCCUUUAACAGACCUUAAAGAGUAGGGGGAUGAACUGGACUGGUGGUGGCUGUUUUUCUUUUACUUUGAAAAUCGGGAUGUUUGUGGUGCGGCGGGCUUAAUUUAAAAGGGGUAUCUCGUAACAAAUCCAAAAACAUUCCAUAUUUAGAGAUAAUUUUGCGCUAGGCUGCCAAGUGGAGCUUUCUUGUAAACAAAGUUGUUUUUAAAUCCAGUGUUGCUCAACAAAACACAUAUACCAAAUGUGAUGACCUCCUUAUAAAACACUUGAUUUUUAGAUAUUUGAACUCUUUAAUUGUUUACAUCCAUGUUUACCUGCUAGCAUUUUUCUUCUUCCCUGUUUUAGCAGCACACUGCUAACUUUCUUUGCACAUUUUCGCACACAAACAAUGGAAUAGCAUGAAACUGGUAGCAUGAUGGGAAUCACAUUGCCCCUUGUGCGUAAUAGAAACAUAACAGGCCCGCUUAAUCAAAACAAAAACUCCACAGGGUACCUUUUAUUUCAAAUUUGCAGCACACAAUUGUCUUUUUUUGUUUACAAUGUACUAAUUUGCUUCCAUACUUAUCGCAAAGUUGAAGUUUUUAACCCCCCAAUUUCUAACCAAAAAUGUAUCCAUGCAUAAUAGCAAACCCCACCCCACACAGAGGUUACCGGGGUACAAAUGAAGCGCACCACAAGUGUUUCAGACUAAAAAGAAAAACACACAUCCAGUUUGAUUUCCGAGCCGGAGCGUCUGUUCCUUUAGGCAGAGACCUGACGCUGCUAGGUGGCGACUUGGUGUGAACCGAGAAAAAUCAGUUGAUUCUUGUCUGAUCAUGAUGAAAAAGUGACGCGGUGAAUAGAAAGGGGAAAAAAAAACUGGAAAAAAAAUAUUUUAGCAAUAUUUUCAUUCUUUCAGGAUAAUCUGUGUUUUUUAGGGGGUUAAACAGGAAGUGGGUGUCACUCUCAAAUGUUUACCCCCCACUCUUGUUUUUACUCCUGUUGCGUCCUUGAUAUUCACAUUGUCUUAAAGGUACUUUCUGUGUACAUUUAUUUAAAGAAUCUUUGCUUUGUAAUUACGUUGUUAAUUUCUCUUUGUUUUUGUAUGAUCUUGUUCAUUUUGUGGAAUUCUGAUACUGAUGCUAUUUAUUUUCUAUUUGAUCAGGAAAUGUAACCUUAUUUGAAGAUGAUGGUCAGGUUGUGUGUGUG
Trematomus bernacchii (emerald rockcod) is the source of this 4899-nucleotide messenger RNA. It is a transcript of the gene ppp2r5b, whose product is annotated as protein phosphatase 2, regulatory subunit B', beta. The record is from RefSeq and is a predicted model, not a curated record. Gene Ontology annotation, biological process: protein dephosphorylation; signal transduction. The transcript has 13 exons. NCBI's taxonomy places the organism in Eukaryota, Metazoa, Chordata, Actinopteri, Perciformes, Nototheniidae. Gene Ontology annotation, molecular function: protein phosphatase activator activity. Bases 1073 to 2647 code for a protein of 524 amino acids. Gene Ontology annotation, cellular component: cytosol; nucleus; protein phosphatase type 2A complex.